Knipowitschia caucasica is the source of this 759-nucleotide messenger RNA. Lineage: Eukaryota; Metazoa; Chordata; Actinopteri; Gobiiformes; Gobiidae. The record is from the annotation of a GenBank genome assembly.
AUGACUGAGUCCAAGUCGUCUGGUAAAUGCACCAAACUGUCGCUGGUGGUUCUCAGCCUGUGGUCCUUGGCCUCGCUGGUGACCAUUGUGGUCUGGGCCACGGCUCCGGACUUUAAGAGUGCCGCCCAGUGUCGUUCUGAUCUGCGGGAGCUGACGGUGCAGCACGAGGGCUCGAAGGUGGUGUGUCGGAAGAACCACGAGGCCCUGGAGGAGAUGGUGAGAGCCGAGAGGGAGCAGCAGGAUUCCCUCCGGGCCUCCAUCCUGGAACUCACCCUCAGACUCAACCUGACCAAUCACACGCUGGAGCUGAGCCGCGAGGAGAACCUCGUCCUGAUCUCCAACAUCAGUGUCCUGCAGGACUCUGUGGAGUCUCUGCAGCAGAUCCAGGACAACCUCACCUCCCAGCUGGCUCUGAAGGAAGAGACCAUCGACAUGCUGCAGCUGAACCUGACUCAGGCCGAGCACCAGACCCAGACCUGCUUCAGUCUGAAGGAGGCGACCGAGGCCCAGACCCGAGCUGCGGAGAGCCAGACCAAGGCCUGCCAGUCCAGCCUGGGCUAUCUGCAGAGACAACUUCAAAAAUGUAAAGCCAGUGAGACUGAGACCUGCACUGGUCCUGGUGCUGGUCCUGCACCUCCUCCUCCCCCUGCACCUCCUCCUCUAAUUUCUGUGUGUGGGAGAAAAGAGGCUGGACUCACUGCUGUACACUUCCUGUUUACUCUCCAGUCGCCAUGGAAACGCUGCAUCCCUGGCCUCUGA